Raphanus sativus (radish) is the source of this 1043-nucleotide messenger RNA. Its product is annotated as protein TRANSPARENT TESTA 16. Lineage: Eukaryota; Viridiplantae; Streptophyta; Magnoliopsida; Brassicales; Brassicaceae. Gene Ontology annotation, molecular function: RNA polymerase II cis-regulatory region sequence-specific DNA binding; protein dimerization activity; DNA-binding transcription factor activity, RNA polymerase II-specific. The transcript is spliced from 7 exons. Gene Ontology annotation, cellular component: nucleus. Gene Ontology annotation, biological process: positive regulation of transcription by RNA polymerase II. The coding region runs from base 96 to 869 and encodes 257 amino acids. The record is from RefSeq and is a predicted model, not a curated record.
UAUUUCACACAAUCACACUAUAUAACUAGGCAUACACAUUCUCUCGCUUCUCUCUAGUUCACACCUCAAGAUUCAAGAAUCAGACUAUCAUUGAAAUGAAUCCUGAGGAAGAGGAAGGAGCGAAUAAGAGGAAGAGAGGAGAGAUGGGAAGAGGGAAGAUCGAGAUAAAGAGGAUAGAGAAUCGGACAUCAAGGCAAGUGACCUUCUCCAAGAGGCGAAGUGGUCUUAUCAAGAAGACUCAUGAGCUCUCUGUUCUCUGCGAUGCUCACAUCGGUCUCAUCGUCUUCUCCGCAACCGGAAAGCUCACCGAGUACUGCUCCGAACCUUCCAAGAUGCCUCAGCUCAUUGACCGAUACUUGCAGACCAACGGCUUGCGACUUCCUGACCCUAAUGACGGCCAGGAGGAACUAUGCCAAGAGAUUGAAGUACUACGAAGAGAGACAUGUAAGCUUGAGCUCCGUCUGCGUCCAUACCAGGGACAUGGCUUAGCCUCUAUCCCUCCACACGAGCUCGAUCGACUAGAGCAACAGCUCGAGCAUUCUGUCCUUAAAGUCCGUGAGCGUAAGAAUGAGUUGCUGCAGCAACAGUUGGAGAAUCUAAGCAGAAAGAGGCGGAUGCUGGAAGACGAUAACAACAAUAUGUACCGUUGGCUUCAUGAGCAUCGUACCGCGAUGGAGUUUCAGCAAGCUGGGAUAGAGACCAAACCAGGGGAGUAUCAACAGUUUCUUGAGCAGGUUCAGUACUAUAAUGAUCAUCAUCAUCAGCAGCAACAACCAAACAGUGUUCUUCAGCUAGCUACGCUUCCUUCGGAGAUUGAUCCUAAUUACCAUCUCCAGCUUGCUCAGCCUAAUCUUCAAAACGAUAAUUAGUCCUCAGCCAUAUUUACUCUUUCUCUCUGAAUGAAGAAGUACUCCAUUUAUGUCGUUUAUUACCUAUCUUACUUGGACAGUGUCUUAUUUUGUGUCUGUUUUGGUGUGGUUAUGGAACCUUUUGAAAUACAAUAGCAUAAUGGUAUUUGAUUACAUAAUUAACCAUAUAAUAUC